GUUGCAUGACUUGCUGCUAAAGGAUGCAUGGGGAUUUUUCUCGUGAUCAGCAUCUAUAUCUACUAAUUGGGGUUUUUGUUUUUCAAAAGCUGUGGCAAUUGCUUAGUUUAUGAUUUGCUGCAUAUCAUUUGUUUGUGUGACAUGACAUUUAAAUGACUUUGAUAAGAUGUUUGACCACGCGUUAUUUUGGGUAGCUUAAAAUGUUAUAUAUUAUGCCUGUAUCUAAGUAUCCUAUCUUCCUUCUCUCUAUCACUUCACUCAACACAAUAUUUCUAUGUUGUUCGUUUAUCUAUCCAUGUUAAUGAUGAGCCGUUUCAUGAAUCCUUGACCAACAUUUGUGAUGCAAAUCCAGUCAUCCUAAGGCACUAGGCCCUACCUGACAACUCACACGUCCUGCCAUUUCCUACCAGAAUUGUACUUACAGGCGGAGGAGAAAAAGGGGAUGCAGGGGUAGCGAAAUGCUAUUAUUUCGCUUCGGCAGCUUGUGCAUGCAAAGCCUAAGGAACAUUGUCGUGGCACAAAGUCACAGUUUUAUCUCCCAUCCCAUUUUGCUAGGUGCGGAACAUCGUACCUUCACAACAACUCCUCAUUAGAUCCGGUUUAGGCUCCCUCAAGUCUUUGUGUCUGCAAUGUCUAUUAUCUUCCUUCACGGUCCAUAUCAUAAUUCACAAAUCUACCCACAUUUUCAUCUUUUUAAUAACUUGGAAAUGUGUUUUUAUAUCGUCAAAUGCAUACAUGUCUAUAAUCCAUAUUAGCCAAUGAAUCAACAGAUGGAGCCCUUAAGUCUACUGCUGUCAUUGAAGACCAUGAAACCCCCCCCUAUGUUCAAAACGCAGCGCCUGGCUAUCUGUCCAUCCAAAAAGCAUUAGAUGCAAAAGAAAUGAUUCAAGCGGAAGAAUCAGUACCUCAGCUGGAAAACGAGAAGUCAACGCCUGUAAUAGAUCCUGAACAACCAUGUUCCAUAGAGCUUGAAAAAACAACUUCGUCAGAGGGUGACCAGUUAGAACCCACAGACCUAGAACAACCAGAUUCUUCAACAUCCACGGAACUAGAGGAGCCCGUCGAAAUGCAACCACCAACUACAGACCCAAUAUCAGUAAAACUAGCAAAACAAGAACCGACAAAGUCACCUGUAUCCCCAAAACAACAGGGGCAUACAGAAGAAGCAGAAGCACAGCAUACGGGCGUAACGGAGGGCAGUGACUUUGAACCGACUUCAAGAAAAGCAGACGGAACGCCAUCAGCAUGCAAACCACCAGAAUCACCUGUAACAAGACCAGCAAAGCACCCCACAGGGAAGAUGCCCAUAAGCUCUAUAGAUCCCGCCUCACCACAGCCAUCAGGGCCCGAUUCGUCAGCGUCCGAGCUCAUUUUGUUGUCCGCUUAUGACACAAACGAUUAUAUAGGGGAAUCACAAAUAAGCAAUCCAUCUGAGACAAAUUGGCAGAGGUUAGAAGGGGAUGGAUUGCCGGUAUCUGUACCUGGGAAUGUUAAUGAAGAGGAAAAGACAAGUUGGAACCUCUCAGCCGAUGUCCCAACAAAGGAUUGUGUAGUGAAUAACACUGUCCAGGAAGAUGACGAAGCACCAUCUGCUGUUGCAAAGAAGGUGAUGUCCAUAGGCCUUAUGGAGAUUCAAAGAGAAGCCCCGGGAUUGGGUUCAAACACUGAACCUGAAGUAAAGGCCUCAAAGUUCGCAGAGGCUCAAUUUCAAAAUGAGCCUAGUCCAGGUAUACGUGCAUGCGACUUAAUUGAAGGGCAAUGUCCAGUUGUACCGUGUGCUAAUAAUAUGGACUUUUUUGCACGAGAUUGGUGUUUUACUUACAGCAAUAUAUAUAUGGAAAAUUGAAAAAAGAAAACUGUUUAGGCACGUGCAUGUGACGAGUUUUGUUGUGCACUACUUCCACAUGAUAAAUACUGUGUAGAUGUACAUGUACUAGCAUAUGUGGACUUGUUCUAGCUAACAUUGCCAGACACUGCCACGACGCCAUUUGGUGUGCGUAAGCGUUCCCCAGUCUGAACUUUCAUAGCAUCUUAGAACUGUUUCUUCCCAGAAUGUAUGCUGACGUUUGUCAGUACAGUGUUUAAUGGUUUUACCGGUAACAAUAGGGAGUUGCGGUUUGUCACCUAUUUUUAUCUUUAUAUGUGACGCGAAUGAUGUUUGUUGCAGUUGACAUUAUCUAUUUCUACUAACCUUUCCAGAUCAGUUCUAUGUAUGUGCGUACUGAAAUUGUGUCGUCUGGAAGCUUUUUUGUUUGAUAAUAUUGCAUGAUACAGGUUUCAGUUCCCAAAGACAUGGUGUGAGUUCCGUGAGUUCUGAAACAUAUAUAUAUGGAAAUGAAGGGAUAAUAAAAUUAUAUACUAUAUACAUAUGUCUAUAUAUGUCUGUGUGUCUGACUCCACCAGAGUCUGUUUAGCUUAUCUGCUGUAAUAAUUUGAUUUGUUAAAAGACAGAAAAAUUUAAUUGGAAGUUGAGAUAUUGAAAUUUGUACUUUGAUUAUUACUUAAAGUACAAAGUUGAAUGUUUAUAUGAAUCAUUUAUGUAAUUUCUCCUCAAUAUAAUGCAUCACGUUCUCUAUUUCAGUAUUUGUUAACACAAAAGUUGUAUAUAUUUGUUACAUGUGAAUAUUUAGGGAAAAGAUCAACUUGAUGAAAAAUUGUGACGUUGCUCAGGAAAGGUGCGAACAAAACCUGGAAACCGACCAAUGGCUGCAAAUUAGGUAUAUUCAAACUAGAAUUAAAACACGUUUGGUU
This is a messenger RNA of Lingula anatina, 2751 nucleotides long. RefSeq lists its product as uncharacterized. NCBI's taxonomy places the organism in Eukaryota, Metazoa, Brachiopoda, Lingulata, Lingulida, Lingulidae. The record is from RefSeq and is a predicted model, not a curated record.